AUGGCAGAGCUGGGCAGGGUCUGGGCAAACACUGAUGCUGAUGAGCACCAGGCUAUAAAGGGCAGCCUCUCUUCUCCUCUCCCAGCGAUCCACGACACGCCGUUAUUCCUCCGCAUCUCCAGAUAACAGGGAUCAAAGAGGAUGGUGGCAGCAGCCAGACUCGCCCUCCUGCUGCUGGGCUGCAUGGGGCUCCUGCAGCCAGCCGCUGGCAGGUACAUAAGCUACUGCCCUAACGGCUGGUCCUACUACAAGCUCAACUGCUUCAAGUACUUCCCUGAUGUCCGGACCUGGGACGAGGCUGAGAGGCAGUGCCAGGCCAUCCAGGACGGUGCUCACCUGGCCUGGGUAGAGGACCGGCACGAGGCCAUCACCCUGCAGAAAGCUAUCUCCUACCACCAGCGUGUGCAGCCCGUCUGGCUCGGGCUCCACUACAGUGAAGAGAGCCAGGACUGGAAGUGGACAGGUGGGGAAAAGUACAGCACUGCCAGCGGGCUGCCCGGGAAUGGUGCCAGUCCGGGGAAAUGCGCCGUGUUGACCCACCAGAGCAGCUUCAGUCUGUGGUCCAGCGCCAACUGCACUCAGAAGCAUCACUACAUCUGCAAGUUCACCCCCUUGCACUGAGCACAGCCUUUGGCCCGUGGGGGACCCCAUGC
Messenger RNA from Pipra filicauda (Wire-tailed manakin), 653 nucleotides. RefSeq names its product regenerating family member 4 (gene REG4). Lineage: Eukaryota; Metazoa; Chordata; Aves; Passeriformes; Pipridae. The record is from RefSeq and is a predicted model, not a curated record.